AAUGUGAGAGAGCUGCUAUGAAGGGAGUAGAGCCUCUUAAUACUACUACUACUACUCCAUCCUAACGUGUGCAGAGACGAAGUUACUGCACGUCUACGAUUAUCUAGGGAGCUAGCCUAGUUACCAGGGAAAGAAUUGCAAAUACGUAAAAGGUUGAGGUUUUCAUCUUGAGACCAUGGCCAAGAAGAGCAAAUUCAAGCCAAAAACUGGAGGAAAGGCACAAAAUCAGUCAGCUGAAAAGAUAAACCCAUUUGAAAUCCAUGUUAAUCGAUCGAAACAUGAUGUUUUGGGUAGGAAAAGGAAAGAAGACCGAGGUUUGCCUGGAAUAGCAAGAGCAAAAGCUCUGAAAAAACGAGAGAAGACACUCCUGCAGGAAUAUAAAACUCGCCACAAAAGUAAUUUAUUUGUGGAUAGGCGUAUUGGUGAGAAUGACCCAACCUUAGACCCAGAGAAGAAAAUAGCUCUCAGAUUGGCUGCUGUGAAGACCAAACAUGCUAAUAGGAAGUCAAUGUUCAACCUUAAUGAUGAGGAUUUCCUUACUCAUGGAGGGAAAACACUUGAUGAUGACAAUAUAGAUGACAGGAUGGCAUUUAGUGAUGAUGAGGAUGACCAGAUGCUUGAUGGUAAGUUGUGAAGUGUAGUUUAUAGUUAAUAG
Molecule: messenger RNA, 655 nt
Organism: Macrobrachium nipponense
Lineage: Eukaryota; Metazoa; Arthropoda; Malacostraca; Decapoda; Palaemonidae
Product: nucleolar protein 14-like
Exons: 4
Coding region: 176-634 (152 amino acids)
Biological process (GO): maturation of SSU-rRNA
Cellular component (GO): nucleolus; Noc4p-Nop14p complex; small-subunit processome
Source: RefSeq, a predicted model, not a curated record